Molecule: messenger RNA, 569 nt
Organism: Antechinus flavipes (yellow-footed antechinus)
Lineage: Eukaryota; Metazoa; Chordata; Mammalia; Dasyuromorphia; Dasyuridae
Gene: PIGY
Product: phosphatidylinositol glycan anchor biosynthesis class Y
Exons: 1
Coding region: 1-216 (71 amino acids)
Source: RefSeq, a predicted model, not a curated record
AUGUUUCUGUCUUUACCCACAUUGACUGUUCUUGUUCCUUUGAUAUCUUUAGCUGGACUGUUUUAUUCCGCCUCUGUAGAAGAAAAUUUUCCCCAUGGUUGCACCAGCACAAGCAGCCUGUGCUUUUACAGUCUUCUUUUGCCAAUUACCAUACCAGUUUAUGUGUUCUUCCACCUUUGGACUUGGAUGGGUAUUAAGCUCUUCAGACACAAUUAAUGUAAGCAGAGGCCACCCUGAGAAACUUUAUGUAGUAAGGCCAUGUGAUUUACAUUUAAGCAGAAAAAUCAUUUUUUUAUUUUACUCUACCUAACUCUUAUAACACUGAAAUGAUCUCAUUUUCAUAGCGAAUUUAAGAAUUUCAUUGCUUAAGAGAUUCAGUAGUAAAGAAGGUAAAAAUGAGCUUUUUUAUUUGCCUUCUUUCCAUAGUUGGAGGAAGGAAAGGAAUCCCUGUAUUCAUUGUAUUAUAAUGUUACCUUGUUGGAUUUAACAACCCUAAUCUAAAUCUCUAUAAAUGCUUGACUUUUAGUUUUGAUAUUAUACUCAAUUAAAAUUAAAUACAUUUAUCAAAA